Messenger RNA from Mus musculus (house mouse), 3166 nucleotides. RefSeq names its product break repair meiotic recombinase recruitment factor 1 (gene Brme1). The record is from RefSeq and is a predicted model, not a curated record. The transcript has 9 exons. The coding region runs from base 1150 to 2862 and encodes 570 amino acids. NCBI's taxonomy places the organism in Eukaryota, Metazoa, Chordata, Mammalia, Rodentia, Muridae. Gene Ontology annotation, cellular component: chromosome. Gene Ontology annotation, biological process: double-strand break repair involved in meiotic recombination.
GUACUACGCGUGCGUGGGGCGUGGCCUCACGGGCGGGAAAAAGAGAGAGAGCUGCAGGUGUGAGGGCGCGGCAGUGUGACGUCUGUGGCUCCACACCGCCGCACAUCGUUCUGUUAGGCUUUGUGGUGGAGUGGGUGCGGGUGUGGGUGUGGGUGUGGAUGCUCCUGCUCUCCCGUCUGUGGCGCAGGUCUUCAGGAGCCGAGUCCACAGUGUCAGGCCUCAGGCCUUCCUGUCUCCCACCGCCAGUUUGCCACGCGGUCCCCGUGACUGCCUAUGUGGGUAUUUUCUCAGAACGUUACGCCAGUGACCUAGGCGACCUAUUCCCCAUCAGAUCCAGGUUGACCUCGUCCCGACUAAGGACAGAGCAACUUCCAUUACUGCUGUGGCCCAGAUUUCUCAGGGAAAGAUAAAAUGAAUAAGAAGAAACAGCGGAACUCAGGUAUUUGGUUUAUUCAAAUUGGCUUUUUAUUUUAUUUUUAUUUUUAAUUUAUUUCCAGGCAGAGUUUAUGUAUAUCCCUGGCUGUCUGUCCUAGAACUAACUCUGUAGAUCAGGCCUCAAACUCAGAGACAAACCUGCCUCUGCUUCCAGAGUGCUGGGAUUAAAAGUAUGAUUCACCACAACCUGGCCUCAAAUCGGCUUUUAAAAUAUUUAUUUGAGGUACUAGGAAUGGAACAUGGAGCUUCCUGCAUGAUAAAACACUCUACCAUGAAACUACAUCUCAGACCCAAGGUGACCUUUUUAAACUUUUUAUGAUGUUUUUGAGAUGGAGGAGGGGAUUCUUGCCAUGUGGGCCGACUAGUUUUAUGUCAGUUUGACCCAAGUCAUUUGGGAAAAGGGACUCUCAAUUGGGAAAAUGCCUCCAAAAGAUUUGCCUGUAGCCAAGAGUGUAGUGUGUUUUCUUGAUUAAUGAUUGAUGUAGGUGGGUCCAGCUCGUGGGUGUGCUGCCUGGAGGCAGGUAGUCCUAAAUUACAUAAGAAAGCAGUUAGCUGUGAGCAAAAGCCCGUAAACAGCAUUCCUUCAUAUCCUUUGUGAGUUCCUGAGGUUCCUCUCCUGACUUUCUCUGGUGAUGGACUAUGAUAUAAAAGUGGGUCGGCCUCCAUCCCUCAAAGCCUUCUAAGAACCCACGGCUGAGAGACUCCCAGAGCUCCAUGAUGGUCCAUUCACACUACUCCAGAGAGUCGGAAGACAGCUCAGAACCUGCUCCUUCUGUAGAGCUAGGCGGGGAGGAACCACUACACGAAGCUUUCAGCUGCCCAGUGGAGGACACAGGAGCUGCCUCUGACCUCGCAGGAUCACCCAAAGAGCUGGUCCCCCUGCCUCCUUCCCAGAACUCAGUUGGGAAGUUUGUCCCUCAGUUUGCCAAACCAAGAAAGACAGUAACUAGAAAAGCCAAGGCAUGGGAAGAGGAUCUAGAGGGCUGCACCACAAGCCAGGAAACAAGGCCAGAGCUGGGAGCCCUCAAAGCAGCCAGCCAGCCACAGAGAGAGUCCCUGAGGUUCCCUCCCCAUGACAUCAGACCAGAAGUCCAGACACAGCCAGAUGGAACCCUUUCAAAGGAGAGGACAAUCUCACUAGAUAAUAGAAGCCUGGGGAACAAUGGUUUUGAGAUGGCCACAGUUCAAGACAGUAGUAGCCCCCUGUCAGAUGCUGCUGCUGAAGGCAGGGAGGCAGACAGCAGAGACCCACAGGAAAGAGAUGCCCAAGGAGGGGAAGCAGGGGCCCAGCAUUCUGGGGAACCCCAGGAAGGAGAGGACAUCCUCUACACAUCAGCAUUAGCUCCUGCCUCAGAGCCCACCUGGUCUGUGGCUCAAGACCUCUCUGUCCCCACAUAUACUCUCAGCAGCACAGCUGCAGCACCCAGCUCCACCAGCCCAGCAGAUGCCUCUCUUAUGGACACUGUCAUUACAGAAGUGAGCUUAGAUCCCUCUGUGCUGCAACAGAGUGCUCCACAGGUGGCCAAGCUGCUGGGCUCUCUGGAUGAGCAGAUCCCUGAUGGAGGCUGCAUUGGAACUCUGCUGAGCUCCACACCUCUUGCUGAGGAGACCACAGCAGGCAGAGAGGAGGCCAGAUGGGAAGAGAGGUGUCAUGGUGAUACCCUGGCAAGCUUCACUGAGACAGAGCCUGAGAAACAAGAGCCCGUGACGGAAGCUGGAGAUUCCGGCCAUAUAGCCCAAGAAAUGGAUCCAGUGGUCAAGACCAAGGACUCUGGCUCUGAUGAGCAGUCGCCAGGAGAUAUAGGAAUGCUGCCUUUACCAGCACAGUCCAUGAAUCAGAUGUUGGUAGAGUUACGUGGCCUAACUUGUGAUCAAGACUUAGAGGGCCUCAGUACCCCUCAUACCUCCUCUCAGCUAGAGCACACUUGUGCAGCUAGUGACCCUCCCCAGAGCACCAAGGACUGUCACAGCAGCCCAGGCAUUCCUGUACACCUGGCAGCUCCCUGUCCCAGAGACCAGGCUGCAUGGCAGGAGUCCUCAGCAAUGGAACUAGACUUCCUGCCUGACAGCCAGAUACAGGAUGCCCUGGAUGCCACUAACAUGGAGCAGGGUUUUCCUUCAGGGAGUAUGCCAGACCUUGGCUGGCCUGUCCCUAGCUCACAGUCCAUCGGAGGAUCCCCAAAGGCAGUCACCAAACCUCAAUCCAGAUCCCAUGUGGAAACCUGGGCCCAGGAGACCUACAGGAUGCAGGAUGCAACAGACACAGUGCGAGGCCUCGUGGUGGAGCUCUCCGGUCUGAACCGGCUGAUUAUGAGUACCCACCGGGACCUGGAGGCCUUCAAGCGCAGGAAGACCAAGUCUCUGCCUUACCUGACAAAGGGGUUGGGGAGCCUUCCUAGAGGGGAUCAGAGCUGGAGGGACUUGUAAUCUGCUGCAGCCUGUAGGGGUCGGCUUACCAUGGCUCCAGAUGCAGGAGGCUGAGGGUGGCCACUUGGCCAGGAUCACUAUUGCUCCCAUGCAACAGGGUUGCCUGAGCUUUAAGGAAGUCACCUGACAGAGCAUGGCCCUACUCCCGAUGCUCAUCCCGGUUUGAGCAUGCAGGAGUCUGAGCUGAGCUGCAGUUGUCGUUGAGUUUGUUUCUGGAGGAGAGAGGUGCCCUCUGUCUGCCUAUCCUUCCCCCAUGCUCUCUGUUACAUUUGGGAAGGUGGGGAAUAAAUGAUGCAGUCAUGAG